Molecule: messenger RNA, 3253 nt
Organism: Culex pipiens pallens (northern house mosquito)
Lineage: Eukaryota; Metazoa; Arthropoda; Insecta; Diptera; Culicidae
Product: fatty acyl-CoA reductase wat-like
Exons: 10
Coding region: 628-2319 (563 amino acids)
Biological process (GO): long-chain fatty-acyl-CoA metabolic process
Cellular component (GO): peroxisome
Molecular function (GO): alcohol-forming very long-chain fatty acyl-CoA reductase (NADP+) activity
Source: RefSeq, a predicted model, not a curated record
ACGUCACCAGCGGAGAAGAAAAAAAAACGCCGCUAAUCUAAUCAACUUCCGCUCACACCUGUGUGGCUGCGUGUGCGUGUGUGUGCGCGAGCCGGUGUGAUAUUUCGUAUAAGAUCCGGUGGUGGGAGUGCCAUUCUAGACAGUUGGUCUUUGACGGUGAAGCAAGCAAGUGGUUCUAAGUGAAGAUCGAAUUUUCCUAACGUUUUUGGUCGUUUGGUGUGUGAUUUUCAGUCGGUGAUUCCGUUUGACAUACGGAGGCACAAGCGAAUCUGUGAAUUUUCUGUGAACUUUGGUGGCGAUUUUGGACUUUUUGAGUGAUUAUUUGACCAGUCAAGGAAGUGCUAAACAUUAAUCAAGCGAUUCCUCUACGUUGACGUCACUUCAACGCACUCCCAGCUGAUCGCGAACCUCGCUGUAGGUUAGGGUGCAAUACGGUGCUGCUCGUGUUUGUUCAGCGCAAUGAAGCAAACCCAAAUUCGGAGCAAUUACCUGUAUUAGUAGAAAAUUAGUUGGAAAAGUAGUGAGCGGCGUCCAAAAAAAAAGUGGUAGUGAUUCUGAGUGAACGUCUCGAACGUGCAAGUGAAGAAGGUUUUCCCUGAAAAAAAAGAUAGUGUUUGUGAAGCCAAAAUGACCGUAGCGUCCCUGCAGCAAGAGGUGCUGAACCAGUCGGCACCGUCCGCCCCGGAGACGGAACUUCCGGCCAGCCCCAGUGCCGGCGGAGGUGGUGGCGGUGGCGGCGGCGGCGGCAGCACCUCUAGCGCCACCCCGCUGGUGGUGCCCACGGCGGAACCCAUCGUCAUCGACAGUCCGGCCGCGGUCGACCUGAAGCUGACCGAGAUUCAGCAGUUUUACGACCGGUGCAACGUGUUCAUAACGGGCGGAACCGGAUUUUUGGGCAAAACUCUCAUAUACAAACUGCUGACCAGCUGUCCGGGCGUUGAAAACAUAUUCCUGCUGAUCCGGAGUAAACGCGGAAAGGACAUCUUUUCCCGCGUCGAGGAAAUCUUCGAAGAUGCCAUGUUCAACAAAAUGAAGCAAGCCUGCCCAAAGUACGACCACAAAAUCCGAGCCAUCGCCGGAGACUGCACACUUCCGAGCCUCGGCAUCGGUUCCUCCGACCGGGAAACCCUUGUGGAAAACGUCAACAUCGUGUUCCACCUGGCCGCGACGGUGCGGUUCGACGAGAAGAUGAAGACGGCCAUGCAGAUCAACGUCAAAGCCUGCCGGGACAUUCUGGACCUGUGCUACGAAAUGAAACACCUCAAGUCGGUCAUCUACGUGUCCACCGCGUACACCCAGUGCCCGCAGAAGGAGGUGGAAGAGCGGUUCUACGAGCCGCCGCUGGACUCCAAAAAGAUGAUCACACUGACGGACUGCGUCAGCGACUCCAUGAUGGAGAACAUCACGCCAAUCUUGCUGGACAAGUGGCCAAAUACCUACACAUUCACCAAGGCGAUCGCCGAGGACGUGGUCCGGCAGAACAGCAGGGGCAUGCCGAUUGGCAUGUUUCGGCCGGGUAUUGUGAUAGCCACAUACCAGGAGCCGGUGCCCGGAUGGAUCGACAACUUCUACGGACCCACGGGUGUGAUUGCGGGGGCGGGAACCGGAGUGCUGCGAACACUGCGCGCCGACCCGACCAAGGUGGCCAACAUGGUGCCGGUGGAUCUGUGCGUCAACGGUAUGAUCUCGGCGGCCUGGGACAUUGCCGAGCGGUUCCAAACCGAAAUCAUGCCCGACCCGGAAAUUCCCGUGUACAACUUCUGCACCGAGCGUAGCAACUGCAUCACCUGGGGCGACUUCACCUACACCACGAUCAAGUUUGGCUCCAUGUACCCCACGGUCAAGUCGGUAUGGUACCUGUGCUACCGGAGCAAUCCGAACCGGAUAAUGCACUUCCUGGCGAUACUGUUCCUGCACUACCUGCCGGCGAUAUUUUUCGACGUAAUCGCGCUGUUCAUCGGACGUAAACCAAGACUCUUGCGCACGUACAAGAAGAUUCACCGCUUCAUGGCCGUGAUCGAGUACUUCUCGAUGCGCCAGUGGGACUUUAAGAUGGAGAACAUGAACGCGCUGUGGCGGCGGCUCUCGAACGCCGACCAGAAGCUGUUCUUCUUCGACAUGCGCCAGAUCAACUGGGACUUCUUCCUGGAGCAGUACUUCUGCGGCAUCCGGCAGUAUCUGCUGCGCGACCCGCUCGAAACCGUCCCGGAAGCUCUCGUACGAUGGAAUCGUCUAUACUGGCUGCACCAAGCAGUCAAGGUACUUGUGCUGUUUGUGAUGUACAAGCUGGUCUUUUCGAUUUGGGGCUUCCUGAGUUAAGCGCGCGCUUUCGUACCCUUUAGAACCUCCUUAAGGGAUCAUCAUGCCACCAUCACUCUCUUCAUCGAGAUCAAACAACAAACCCCCCCAGAAUUCUUAUUCCGAAGAAGGAAAAAAAAAACAACAAAUCAACAAAUGAAUAUCAAAGCCAUCCGUACCACCCCCUCCCCAUCCCGGGACCACCCAGGGAAUGCACCAGAAAAAGAGAGAGAGAGAGAAGGAGGGAGAAAGAAACAAUUUCAAAGAUUUAAUUGUUAGCUUUACUUAUUUUUCGACAAGUAGUAUUUUUUAUAAAAGGUAAAAGGUUCGAACAAAAGAGGAGAACAAACACAUACAAACAAACAAAAAUAAACAAGACAGAAUGAUGCAUUCAUAAAGUUUGGUUUUUUGUCACACAAGUUAAGGAAAGGCAACUUUUGUUAGGUUUUCCAAUUUGAGGGAAAAGAACAGAUUUUUGUUAGUGUCAAUGUGACAACAUUUUUCCGAAUUAAUAUAUCAUACAAAGUUUCAGAAAUGUUUUUCGUCAAUUUAUUUUGUCUGUGUCAUUCCGCUAAGUUAAGCUCAAUUAGUGUAAGGUGAGAUUUUUUUUACUUCUAAACAUGUGAAACCAAUCACAUAGAUUACAAGCAUAACAAAAUACCUGUAGAGUGUGGGUAUCAUCUUUACUUUUUUUUUGUUUCUGUGCAAGUGCCUAGCUUUUUAAGUGAGUAAAACAUGGACACAAGGUUUAUUUAGUGCUAACACACACACACACACAUUACAUAAUACAAACAAAAAAAACAAAAGGUUUUUCUCUGCUGAAGGCGCUUCUCUCAAUGAGAGCGAGAGUGCAGAGCUGAAUCGGAAGAAUCGUUCCGGUUUUUUUGAACGAUUUUUGUAAAAAAUAUUUUGUAAGAAAAUGAUCGAAUAAAUAAAGUUUAGAGAGUAAAAGUGA